UUACAUCCAAAGCAAACAUUUUCAUCCAUUCAUAGUCAUAUCUUUCCUUCUCGUUUAGCGAUAUUUCCAUCAUUGAAUCAUGACAUCACCAAACGAACCUAUAGCCGUUAUUGGCACAGGCUGUCGCUUCCCAGGAGGUGCCUCCUCACCCUCUAAACUAUGGAACCUUCUCCAUCACCCAUAUGAUCUCACCCAAAAGGUUCCAUCCUCACGGUUCAACAUUAAAGCCUUUUAUCACCCAGAUGGUGAACAUCAUGGAACCACUAACGCAAGCAAAUCCUAUUUCCUUAAUGAAGACCCCACCACAUUUGAUGCUUCAUUCUUCAGUAUUAAUCCACGAGAAGCAGAGGCACUUGAUCCACAACAACGGUUGCUUCUGGAGACUGUGUAUGAGGCUGUUGAAGCUGCUGGCUUAUCAAUCGAAGAACUGCAAGGCACUUCUACCGCAGUAUAUGUUGGACUUAUGUGCGCAGACUAUUUUGAUGUUUUGAUGCGAGAUAUUGAAGACAUUCCACAAUAUUUAGCAACAGGAACAGCACGCAGUAUAAUGUCAAAUAGGAUUUCCUAUUUUUUUGACUGGAAAGGACCUUCAAUGACAAUCGACACUGCGUGUUCGUCAAGUUUAGUUGCAGUCCAUAAUGCAAUUGCAACGCUUAGAAGUGGACAAAGUCGAACUGCCGUAGCCGCAGGCGCGAAUCUAAUUUUUGGCCCAGAAAUGUAUAUUGGAGAGUCGAACCUUCACAUGCUUUCACCAACAGGAAAAUCUCAAAUGUGGGAUUCGAAAGCUGAUGGGUACGCACGUGGAGAGGGAACUGCGGCGAUCAUUCUGAAGACUUUGAAGAAUGCUUUGGAGGAUGGUGACGAUAUUGAGUAUAUAAUUCGUGAGGUUUAUAAUUUUGUAUCCAUCCUUCAUUUCUAACUGGCUAAUCCGUCGUUUAGACUGGUGUAAAUUCGGAUGGUAGGUCGAAAGGUAUCACCAUGCCACUUGCUGCAAGUCAAGCAGAUUUGAUUCGUGAGACGUAUGCUCGAGCUGGACUCGAUUGUACCAAGCGAUCAGAUCGGUGCCAGUAUUUUGUAAGUGUCAUAUUCGAAAAGCAGUUUGGUUAUCUUGCUGAUAAUACCCACAGGAAGCUCACGGUACUGGAACGCCGGCAGGUGACCCAGUUGAAGCCGAAGCUAUUAACAGUGCCUUUUUCCCACAAAAAUCGAAAGAUUCCAGUGGGGAAGUACUUCAUGUUGGCUCUAUUAAAACGGUAGUUGGCCACUUGGAAGGUGCUGCAGGACUGGCAGGUAUAGUAAAAGCUGGAUUGGCAAUCAAGGAGAAAACCAUACCGCCUAACUUGCAUUUCCAGAACCUAAAUCCAGAUAUUGAGCCUUUUUAUGGAAGCUUAAAAGUCCCUACCGCUCCGUUGCCAUGGCCCGUUGUUGAGGGACCUCUUCGCGCCAGUGUUAAUUCAUUUGGUUUUGGCGGUACCAACGCACAUGCUAUUCUGGAAAGUUACGAACCGUCUCCUCCGUCACCAGGCUUGGAAUCAACAGCAGUAAUUCCUUUCACCAUAUCUGCUAUUUCCGAAGAUUCCUUAAUUCAAAACAUUACAAACUUCAGCGAUUAUAUCGGAGAUCAUGAAGAAGUCGAUUUAAUAGACCUAGGAUAUUCCUUACUAGGUCGAAGUAGCUUCCCCACCAAAGCUACAUUCGUAGCUUCAAACACCGAUGACCUGUUAGAUCAACUAGAGAAAGUAAUAGUCGCCAAAGAGGAAAAUCCCAACCUAGCUGUGGGUAUUCGGUCCUCGAACGUAAAUAGAAAAUCAUCGAGGAAGAUCCUUGGUGUUUUCACGGGUCAAGGUGCACAGUGGCCUGAAAUGGGAAAGCAAUUAAUCGCCAAUAUAAAUUCAUUCUCUCAGACAAUUGACGUCCUCGAGGAAUCUCUCCGUGGACUUCCCGAUGCUCCAAAAUGGUCGUUGAAAGAGGAAAUCAUGGCACCAGCCGGCAAAUCUUCUAUCGAGAAAGCAGAGUUCUCGCAACCUCUUUGCACAGCACUGCAAGUUGCUCUUGUAGAUUUGUUGAAGCUAAUUGGUGUCACAUUCCAUGCUGUGGUUGGACAUUCAUCGGGAGAAAUUGGUGCUGCGUACGCAGCAGGCAGACUUACCGCCAGCGACGCAAUUCGUAUCGCUUACUAUCGUGGCCGUCAUGCACAUCUCGCAAAGGGCAAGAAUGGAGAGGAUGGUUCGAUGAUGGCAGCAGGACUGAGCUUCGACGAGGCUCAGGAGUUCUGCACUGGUGAAGAUUAUCAAGGCAAGAUUUCCAUUGCUGCUAGCAAUGCGCUCAAGACAGUCACUCUUAGUGGUAACAAAGAUGUGAUUGAGAAGGCGAAAAUCGUGCUUGAUGACAGGGGAGUCUUUGCUCGAAUCCUCAAGGUCGAUACUGCGUAUCAUUCCGAUCAUAUGUUACCAUGCUCAGAACCGUACACGGCAUCUCUGAGUGCCUGUAAGAUAUCUCCUAAGCCCAGCUCACCAGAUUGCACGUGGAUUUCGAGUGUACAUUUGAAGAACAUGCUCAAUGACUCUUCUGAACUCGAGGCACAAUACUGGCUGGACAAUCUCGUCUCACCUGUCAGAUUCUUUGAAGCUGUCAGCAUAGCAGCAAAAGAUUUUGGGCCCUUCGAUGCUGGAUUUGAAGUAGGACCGCACCCAGCACUGAAAGGACCAGUGGCACAAACAUUCAAACAUGCUGUCAAUGCGGUUGUGCCAUAUGCUGGGGCAAUAUCUCGCGGAGAAAAUGAUUCCACCGCAUUUGCUAAUGCAGUAGGAUUCCUGUGGAACCACAUCGAUGAGAGAAAAGCAAGUUUCAAGAAAUACCUUGAUGUCAUCACCGGUGGCGAGGUGACAACUCCCAGAGUUUUGAAGGGUUUACCAUCCUAUUCAUGGGACCACAGCCGCACCUUCUGGUCAGAGUCACGAAUUUCCCGCAACUACCGCAAUAGAGUUGAGCCACCUCACGAACUCUUAGGCGUUAGGUGCCCCGACGAUACGAAUGCGGAGUAUCGCUGGCGAAACAUACUAAAACUCGGCGAGUUACCGUGGGUGUCGGGUCAUAAAUUCCAGCGUCAAACUUUAGUACCUGCCGCAUUUUACUGCUCGAUGGCAUUGGAGUCUUCAAAGACGCUUGCCGAAGGAAAGCCAAUCCGUCUGGUUGAGCUUCAUGAAGUUGAUAUUGAAAAGGCCAUCAAUCUUGAGGAUAACAACGCCGCGGUCGAAGUUAUGUUCUCACUUAAGCCUACAUCCUCAAGUACCAGUGGUGGCGAUGAGAAGAUCUUCGCAGAUUUCUGGUGUACCGCUGCACCGCAUGGAAAGCCGAUGUCUAUGAUAUUCUCUGGACGCAUCGAAAUGACGCUCGGAACACCAUCUCCCGAUGCGAUGUCUAUCCGCUCAAGUAUUAGGCCGGUGCUCGGCCCAUUGAAUGUCGAUCGAUUCUACGAUAGUUUGGCUAACGUUGGUCUUGAAUUUACGGGAAUUUUCCGAGGUAUUGAGAAGGGUCAACGCAGGAUGCAUAUUUCCUCGCUUGAAGGUAGAAGAUGCCUAUCUGAUACUGGAUUAUUGGUACAUCCGGCGUUUUUGGAUAUGACUUUGCAUGCGACAUUAGCAGCAUUUGCAAGUCCUGGUGAUGAGCACUUUUGGACACCACAUUUGCCAAGACGAAUUGCUAAGAUGAGCUUCAACAUUGCCCUUUGCGAAGCAGCGUUUCAGAAAGAGACAUUCUUAGCCGGAAUGGACGGAUAUAUCACCGAAGUUACACCAACCACCGCAAACGACGCAGCUACUUAUGUUGGUGAUGUUGAUGUGUUUGACCCAGCGUCUAACGAAAUUGAGAUUCAAAUCGAAGGAUUGCAAAUGCAAUCAUUCACAGCCGCAAGGCCCUCUCAAGAUCGUCAAUUAUAUCUGGAAACGAAAUGGAUGGCCGAUAUCUCAAAAUGCAUUAUUGCUGAAGCCGAUAUCGAAGAGGAUGAUCCAAAAGCACUUUACUUGAUAGAUUUGGGCGAAAGACUCUCUUAUGCCUAUAUGCGUCAUCUGAAAUCCGAGAUCAGGCCGGAAGAAGUUCCAGACCAUCACCGUCCUUUAUUCAACUGGAUCAACCACGUCACAGACCUUGUUUCCAAGGGAACACACCCUUCCAUAAAGCCAGAAUGGGACAACGAUGAUCUUCAAGAACUGAUAAGCUUGGCUGCCGAGUAUCCAGGAUGUGUUGAUCUCGAAUUGAUGCAAGCUGUGGGUAAUAAUCUCCCUGAUGUUGUACGCGGAACAACGACAAUGCUGGAACAUAUGUUGCCAAACGGACUCCUGGACAGACUUUACACUGAAGGUAUCGGAAUGGCCACUUCAAACAAAUUCGUCACAGCAGCGAUGAAAAAGAUUGGGCAUCGCUACCCCAGAAUGCGUGUCUUGGAAAUUGGAGCAGGGACUGGAGGUGCUACUAAAGGUAUAUUUACAGGAAUUGGAGAUGCAUUUGCUCAUUAUACAUUCACGGAUAUUUCAACUGGUUUUUUCAUGAAGGCUAGAGAAGUUUUCAGCGAGCAUGCAAGCCGCAUGACGUUUAGUCUACUCAACUGCGAGAAAGAUCCCUUGGAGCAGGGGUACGAAGCCCAUUCCUUCGAUGUCAUCGUUGCAUCAAAUGUUCUUCAUGCUACCCAAUUCCUUGAGAAGACCAUGAAGAACGUGCGAACACUGUUGAAACCCGGUGGUUACCUUUGUCUUUUAGAAUGUACUGGUCAUCUUGAACGUACCGGAUUCCUCAUGGCUGGUUUAUCUGGUUGGUGGCUCGGAGGUGCAGAUGGGCGACCAUACCGUCCUACUAUUUCUCCACCAGAAUGGGAUACAGUCUUGAAAAAGACUGGAUUUUCUGGUGUUGACGCAAUUGUCAAUGAUUUCAAGGAUAAAUCGCGUUACACAGUCUCCGUCAUUCUUACUCAAGCCCUCAGCGAUGAUGUUCAAAAGCUCCGAGAACCGCUCAAAUAUAUUCCAGAAUCUACAGGGAAAGACCUCAUUGUUAUUGGAGGAGCCACAGUCGCCACCAAGACACUUGUUGCGACUUUAGAAAAGGAAGUUCCUUCCUGGAAAACGCGCAAGACUACGGUUCUUGCCACCUGGGAAGAAGCAUCAAAGCUCACAAUUCCGUUUGGAGUCACAGUUUUGAGUAUUGCAGACCUUGACGAACCAGUCUUCAAAUCAAUGAAUGCAGAACGUCUAAAGGGUAUUCAGACCGUGAUCAAUUCGGCUGAAUCAGUUCUCUGGGUGACCACAGGAUGUAGAGCUGACGAGCCAUACGCCAACAUGGCAGUCGGAUUAGGACGAUCUAUCAUUUCUGAAAUGCCUCAUUUGAAUUUGCAAUUCUUGGAUGUUGACUCGAAGGAAAAUGCGGACAGGAUAAUCGGGGAAACACUUGUUAGACUUGAGGUUGCGACCAGCCUGUUAGACUCACGCAAAGAAAACUUGUUGUGGUCUAUUGAGCCAGAGAUGAUAUAUGAAAGCGGGGCCUUGUACCUCCCAAGAGUGAAGCCGAUUAAGAAACUCAAUGACGUGUUGAACUCUGCACGCCGUGUGAUCAAUGAAGAAGUUCCUCUGGUGUCAAAGAGAGUAGCAAUCACAGCUCCUUCUAGUAGCAAUUGCUUUAGCCUUGACGUCGAAGAGGCAGUCGUGGAUCAUCUGGGAAGCGAAAAUGAGUUGUUGGAAGUAUCCGUGUCCUUCUCAUCUUUGUAUGCCGCAAAUAUCGACGGUAGCUUCUUUUACAUUAGCCUAGGAAAGACGAAGUCCGGAUCGCCAGUCCUCGCUCUCUCCACGUCGAACCAGUCACUCAUCAAUGUUUCCAAGGACUCCGUUAUUCCAGCAGAUCGUGUUACUGCCGAGUACCUCGAAAAUGCCAUGGCUUACCUUUUGGCAAAACAAAUUUUGAACAAAUGUGACUCAGAAGUUGUGCUUCACGAGCCAAGCUUUGCCUUGAGGCAAGCCGCUGAAUCAAUAGCAAGAGCAAACGGCAAGUCCGUUUCAAGCAGCACAAGCACCAGAUUUUCUACUACGCCAACUCAGAAGUGCGUGAAACUUCAUCCGACCUUGUCUAAACGUGCCAUCCGAGAUUUGCUACCAGCCUCGAUUCAGUCAUUCGUUGAUAUUAGUGGCACUGGUAAAUACAUCAGAGAAGCACUACCAAAAUCCGUCAGCAUAGUUGAAAAUGUCGAUCUCUUAAGUCUCGAGCCAAUAAAGUCUCCAUCUUCUGGCACGCCAUCAACCAUCUUGGCUGAUGUUAAAUCUUAUGCAGAUUCCGUCGCCACGAAGGAAAUUGAAGUAGAUAUUUUGCUGGAUGCCGCGAGCGUGAGGAAUAGUGCAGUUUCUUCGUUCUCUCCACUUUCACUGGUAGACUGGCCCACAAAUAAAACUCUAGCUGUCGAUGUAAAACCCUUUGCCCAGAAAAAAAUAUUUGAUGGCAACAAGAGCUACUUAUUAGCAGGUUUGACUGGAGAUUUGGGACAAUCGAUCUGUAGAUGGAUGGUUCGAGCCGGGGCUAGAUAUAUCAUUGUUGGUAGUCGGUAAGUUUGAAUCCCUCAUGACAAACCGCUUGAGAGUAUACUGCGUUCACAACAAAAUACUGAUACCAGACAGAUCCGUUAAAUCAGGUACUCCUUGGCAGCAAGAAUUAGAGAGGAUGGGUGCCACGGUUCUCGUAUAUACCAUUGAUUUUACCGACAAAUCAGCAGUCACCAAACUGCGUGAAGAAGCCAGCAAGACGAUGCCCCCAAUCGCAGGAGUCUUGAACGGAUGUAUGGUCUUAGAUGACAAACCAUUCUCAGACAUGCCUUUCGAAACACUUGAGCGCGUCAUUCGUCCCAAAGUCCUCAGCACUAUCAACAUUGAUGCUGUAUUUGGGUUGGAGCUCGACUUCUUCGUCUUGUUCUCCAGUCUGGCUGCCGUGAACGGAAUUCCUGGACAAUCGAAUUAUGCCGCCGCAAAUAUGGUACGCAUUUAAUUUCCCGCUAGCCCUACUAUGGUAUUUGGCUAACUUGUUUAUAGUAUAUGGCCUCACUUGCAGAGCAACGUCGUAAACGUGGAGGUGUUGCUUCAGUCAUUCACAUUGGCAUGAUUCUCGGAGUCGGAUAUGUCGAACGCUCAGGUCGAUAUACUGAGUCUGCCUUGCGCACUUACAAUUACCUCCCCAUUCCUGAACAUGAGUUUCUCCAAGUAUUGUCCGAAGCCGUGCAAUCUGGACACCCUGCCAGCGAGCGUUGCCCUGAAAUUAUCAUUGGUAUGGUCGCACCUUCAACAGGAGAAGAGCGGGAUAAGCCUCGAUGGCACGCCAACCCACGGUUCGCAUUUGUUAUGAAUGAUGCCGUCAAGGAGGAAAGUGACACCCAAGGUGAAGUUGAGGUGCCGACCAAAGAACAGCUUUCGAAAGCGCAAACGAAGGAUGAGGUGUUAAGCAUCAUGCAGAAAUGCUUUGCGAAGCAAUUGGAACUCAUUCUGCAGGCAGAUCCGGGAUCGAUUGAUGAGCAUGCACCUUUGACGAAAUUGGGUAUUGAUUCCUUGAUUGCGGUCGAGAUUCGAAGUUGGUUCUUGAAAGAGGUGGGCGUGUCUUUGCCUGUUUUGAAGAUAUUAGGUGGUGCUACGGCAAAGGAUUUAUGCGAAUUGGCCACUGAGGAGUUCAAGAUUAAUGAAUAGGUGUUUGAGCCACUACUUGUGUAGUAUUUUCUUCGCUUUUUUGUGGAUACAAUGGACAAUAUAGUUCUUGCUGCUCCUAGAAAUUUAUAAAUGGAAUGAAGUAACCUUAUGCUAGUGUUGAUU
Molecule: messenger RNA, 7826 nt
Organism: Sclerotinia trifoliorum
Lineage: Eukaryota; Fungi; Ascomycota; Leotiomycetes; Helotiales; Sclerotiniaceae
Source: the annotation of a GenBank genome assembly